UCACUGGCCACUGAGUGUCCGGUCUGAAUUACAGUCAUAGUUCAAUCUCUCUCUCUCUCUCUCUCUCUCUCUCUCUCUAAGUGGGCGAGGUUUUGGUCACCUCUGAGGAGCUCCUGCUGGCCAGCGCUUCCAUCGCGCUGGUGCUGAGAGCGUUGGAGGAGCUGAGGGAGAAUGAGCCUGCGGUGCCAAAGCGCUGCCCCGCCGCGCGGACUGGCCGAAACUCUUCACCAACGAAAAGUGACCACUGCAUAUGUUUCAGCGGAUCCAUGAGAGCUGGACUCCGUGCUCGCUUUGAUCCACGCGCACGAAACAGACCUGUCAGCUUCGACGCCGCGUUUCUAACCUGAUGUGAAAAAAUGGAAAGGAAAAAGACAUGGCUCGUCUCGUGCGUUCCGUCUCGCGCUUGUCUGACCGCUUCGCUGUUGUAUUUGCUCAUUUGCUCCGUCCGCGCCGAAACCUGCCCGGAUCUCUGCACCUGCGCUGAGGAUUCUGCCACCGUCACCUGCCUGGACUCUCCAGAGAUCGAGCUUCCUCUGGACGUGUCCCAGCGGACGAGCACUCUGAUUCUGAGGGGAGCCAACAUCUCCGCUCUGAGGGACGGCGCCUUUUCGGCCAACGGGUCGGUUCUGGAGCUGCGGACGCUGCGGCUCUCAUGGAACAACAUUCAGGUCAUCGAGGCGCACGCGUUCCGCGGACUCCCGCGACUCCAGCGCUUGGAUUUGAGCCACAACAGACUGACGGCCGUGUCCGUUCAGGCGUUCUGUGGGUUGGACGAGCUGCGCUUUCUCUGGCUGAACAACACUCUGACGCCCCGCGGCGCGAGGGAACUGCCCCAGGCGCUGUCCACUGGAAGCCUGAGGAACCUCCAGACCCUGGAACUGUCAGGAAAUCGCUUGAAGGCGAUCCCCAUCGCCCGCUUUGACAACUUUAACCUGAGCACGCUGGUACUGACCAACAACUCCAUUGAGACCAUUGGGAAAAACAACGUGUCGAGUUUGAACGAAUUCCACGGAAUACGCGUCUAUCUGUCUAUGAACCCUUUCAGGUGUAACUGUGAGUUGGAGGCGUUUUAUUACUGGCUGAAAAACGACUCUAGGUGCGCAGACUCCGCUCGCGUGCUGUGUAAGCUGCCGGAGGCCAAGAGUGGAUUACCUGUGGAGAAACUUCGCAAGGAGGACGUUGACUGCGUCAACGCGGAGCUGGAAGCCGUUUCUUACGUGUUUCUUGGCAUCGUGCUGGCUCUGAUCGGCGUGGUGUUCCUCAUGGUUCUCUACUUGAACAGAGGGGGCAUCAAAAGGUGGCUGAAUAACAUUAGAGAGGCGUGUCGAGACCAAAUGGAAGUCUAUCAUUACAGAUAUGAGCAGGACUCAGACCCCAGACUGGCAAACGUGGCCGUUUAGACCGCCAGUGUUGGCCAGUGUUGGCAUGCCAUGCUCGAAUUUGCAUUACCUCUCAGCACUGAAUUCGCCCUAGACUAAUGCAUGAUCUUCUGAAAAUAGAGCUAUGAAUAGGCUAUGCAGUGCAAUGUGUACAGAAUAUAGAUUAAGCAACUCCAGCGAGUAAUGAAGCUCAAUGAAAAAGUAGGCAACUGAGUGAUUUCCUCUACCAUCCAGCUUUAAAUGGGGAAAAAGGAACAUUCCGUUUCCCUAAACGCGUCCACAUCCAGACAAAACAUAAAUCUGCCACAUGCAGUGUAUUUGCUUGACAACUGUGCGUGUUUGACUUGGUUCUGACCUAUUUGACCUCUGUUGUUGCAAACACUGCCAGGUCUAGAGGACAUUGGGAGAUCAAUCAAAUGCCAUGAAUCAAACCAAUGUGUACUCUUCAGUUAUGGUUUAUAAGCACAUUCAGCAGUAAAAUCCAUAGAACAAGCGUAUCUCUGUGAAACACCAAUCACAAAUCGCUGCUGCUACAACAGAGACUUUGAAACAACAGUAACGCCACAACAUUGUCAGACACAGUUUAUACAGCCACUAUGCUCUCACUCAGCACACCUGUGAUCCACUGAUCUGACCGGAGCUUCAAAUACCAUAAACCCAGAUGAAGCAGAAGUCUACAGCAUAAAUGAUGUGGUAUGAAUAAGCUGGCAUUUGGA
Messenger RNA from Colossoma macropomum (tambaqui), 2095 nucleotides. RefSeq names its product Wnt-activated inhibitory factor 2 (gene tpbgl). Gene Ontology annotation, molecular function: protein binding. NCBI's taxonomy places the organism in Eukaryota, Metazoa, Chordata, Actinopteri, Characiformes, Serrasalmidae. Gene Ontology annotation, cellular component: plasma membrane. The coding region runs from base 357 to 1400 and encodes 347 amino acids. The transcript has a single exon. The record is from RefSeq and is a predicted model, not a curated record. Gene Ontology annotation, biological process: negative regulation of canonical Wnt signaling pathway.